AUGCCGAACGACCCAGAGGGUCGUAAGGGAAUUGACUCGUUCCGCAACUCACGCAUCCCGCAGGCCCGAUUCUUCGACCUUGACGCUAUCAAAGAUCAAGAUUCACCCUAUCCACACAUGCUUCCCACUUGUGAGACCUUUGCCGAGGCUAUGAGUGAGCUGGGGAUCCGUCGCGACGACUCGGUGGUGGUUUACGACACUGCCGACGUAGGAAUAUUCAGUGCCCCCCGUGUAGGCUGGACGCUGCGCGUAUUUGGCCAUGAUAAUGUGCACAUCCUCAACAACUAUCGUCUCUGGGUUAAAGAAGGUCUUCCGACCGAGAGCGGCGAGCCAGCAGUGGUGGAGAAGUCCAAGUACUCUGUUCCAACAUACGACUCGCGACUAGUGAUCUCCUUCCGGGAGAUGAAGGAGUUGGCAUUUGACUAUGGCAAAGAAGGUGCAGAGGAAAUAGAGAUCCUAGAUGCACGCUCCUAUGGUCGCUGGGCUGGAACCGACCCCGAGCCGCGGCCUGGCCUGUCAUCGGGCCAUAUCCCUGGCUCCAAGAGCCUGCCCUUCCAAGAACUGCUGGACCCUGAAACAAAAGCAUAUCUCCCUGCUGAAGACCUGCGAAAGGUCUUUGAGGCCCACAAGGUGGAUCCAAACCAAACAAUCAUCAGCUCGUGUGGCACUGGCGUGACUGCCUCCAUCAUUGAGACAGCCCUGAGUGAGGCAGAAUAUGGCGAUCCAAAUCUGCGUCGAGUAUAUGACGGCAGCUGGACUGAGUGGGCGCAACGAGUUAAGGAAUCGGAUGGCCUCAUCAAGAAGGUGAAGUCAUAG
Molecule: messenger RNA, 816 nt
Organism: Penicillium verrucosum
Lineage: Eukaryota; Fungi; Ascomycota; Eurotiomycetes; Eurotiales; Aspergillaceae
Product: sulfurtransferase
Exons: 2
Coding region: 1-816 (271 amino acids)
Biological process (GO): transsulfuration
Cellular component (GO): mitochondrion
Molecular function (GO): thiosulfate-cyanide sulfurtransferase activity
Source: RefSeq, a predicted model, not a curated record